AUGAGACGUGUUUGGACCGACGAAAUGAUCAGCGUUGCAAAGUCGGAUGUUCAGAUCUUGAGCAAAGCCCAGGCAGAAGAAGAUGGAGAUUACGUCGCAGAUUCUGUUAACAAGCACGUCGAGUUUUUGACGUGUCCAGAAGAGAGUGGCAUCGACAUCGUGGCUGCUGUUGUUGAUGACCUGCUACCACCGCUGCUGCUGCAUUAUCUGGCAGGGAUGUUUCUAACCCCAAUCUAUUAUUCAUUUUGGCCGACGGAAGAUCUCUGUCGCGAAUUAGUGGGUCACAUAUCUGACACGUUGAAAUUCGCCUUGCGUCCGAAACAAAGCCCGACGGACAUAAGGCUGGUAUUGAAAUUGAACAAGAACGAUCCUCCCGACUAUUAUGCCUAUCGUCCGAUCAAUGACCUGUAUGUAACGGACCAAGGGAAUUCUAAGUCACACCCACUGGUAUUGUGGGGGGAGAUCGAUUCACAUUGUUCGGGAUAUGACCACACCAAGGGUCUUUUUGCCGUUCACACUUACGCAAAAGUGUGGAUCACACAGAAACGCGCUAACUGCCCCACUCGUUUCCUUAACCUCUUCGUGUCGGACGACUCACAAUUCCGUUUUGUUACCAAAUUCACUAUCUUCAAGGUGGUGGAGAACCAAUCACAGCCGGGCAAAUUGGAGUUGAGACGUUACGCCCGCCUAAUGACGAGGACGGAGUUUGAAGGAGCAGUGGAGUUUGUGAAAGUGUGCGCAGGCCUCUUUAUGGGGAUGCGUACAAUGGUUACAAACAGCCGGGCUCAUAGUGAUCAUACAGUCCAAACGUGGAGUAUUCUGCACAACAUGCUGAGUGUUUUUCCAUCGAAAGCCCAGGGAGCAUCUAAACAUAAAAAUCAGGAUAAACAUGGUGGGGAAAUGGAAGUCUUCAAUGCGGCCAAAUUCUCCACUCCCCGACCCUUUUCAGAUUUUCAUCCCUGGGUGAAGAGGCGACAUUUAACAUCGGGUGGACAUUGGGAGAUUCCGAGGAAGCAACAUUCGGACAUUGAAUCUGAUAGGUCGCUUGGAAAAACUCGCGUUCUAUUGGUGAAAAGUUCCAUAUUGGAAUCGUUAUCGUUUUAG
Molecule: messenger RNA, 1104 nt
Organism: Marasmius oreades (fairy-ring Marasmius)
Lineage: Eukaryota; Fungi; Basidiomycota; Agaricomycetes; Agaricales; Marasmiaceae
Exons: 3
Coding region: 1-1104 (367 amino acids)
Source: RefSeq, a predicted model, not a curated record